Molecule: messenger RNA, 1771 nt
Organism: Aedes aegypti (yellow fever mosquito)
Lineage: Eukaryota; Metazoa; Arthropoda; Insecta; Diptera; Culicidae
Gene: Cln3
Product: battenin
Exons: 5
Coding region: 272-1621 (449 amino acids)
Biological process (GO): regulation of intracellular pH; lysosome organization
Cellular component (GO): lysosome; membrane
Source: RefSeq, a predicted model, not a curated record
UACGUCGAUCAUGCAGUCUAGUCGCAACGGUUGAACGAACAGGUCGUCAUCGUGGUCCGCGAUCAACGUAGACUCGCCACGCGACCUUCCGCGAAUCGGUUCCGCUGGAAGUAAUGUUUAGUAAAUAGUUGACACCAUAAUUAGAUUUUUUUUAUUUUGAAAAGUGUUUUCUAUUUCCGAUCGUGAGAAAGUGUCAGCUUGUCAGUUAGAGUGGUGAAUGACGGAUAGUUUACUAUUUAUAUUCGUCCAGUAAGCAGCAACAAAGCAAGCGAUGGCGACGGACGAUAGCGUUGGUACCAUGACGACGACAUCGGCAGCAGCCGAAGACGAACGAUCGUUGAACGAUGACGACCAACGGCCACGCGAUCGAGGUCUUUGGCGCGAUCUUGUGGCCUAUUGGAUCCUCGGGCUGUGCAACAACUAUGGAUAUGUGGUGAUGUUGACAGCGGCGCACGAUAUCCUCAAAGAACUGGACGGCGGUGACGAUCACGCGAAAUCGAUCAAUGAAUACAGCGUUGCAAACACAACACUUCGGUCCGACGAGGCUUUCGGUUUCGCCUAUGACAAACGACCGUGCAACAAAAUAUCAACGGGAGCCAUCCUGUUGGCGGACAUCCUUCCUGCCCUGUCGGUGAAACUGAUUGCCUCGUUCUUCCCACUGUGGAAACAUGUUCGAGUGGCCACCUGCAUCCUCUUGGCAGCUGCUGGAUUCAUUCUUGUCGCCUUUGCAGACGUCGAAUGGCUACUGUUCUUUGGGGUGAUCUGCACCUCCUUCGGAUCCGGUUUAGGUGAAGCUACAUUCCUCGCUUAUGCUAGUUAUUUCAACAAAAAUGUUAUAUCGACGUGGUCCUCGGGAACGGGUGGAGCUGGGGUGAUCGGAGCCUUGUCAUACACGGGUCUUACCGCGCUAGGUCUUUCGCCGAAAGCUACCAUGUUGGUCAUGCUGGUAGUUCCCACGAUCGAAGCUGCUUCGUUCUGGUUGCUUCUGCGACACAAAGAUACAAGACAGGGUCCAGUGGAGCCGAACCCUGAAGCGGAGAAACCACAACAGGCCAAUGGCAACGCGCUACCGGAGAACGAACGGCCUUUGGAAAAUUGGAAACAGAAAAUCAACUUCAUCCCGUCGCUGUUCAUCUACAUGAUUCCACUCAUUCUGGUGUACUUGUUCGAGUACUUCAUCAAUCAAGGAUUGUUCGAGUUGGUCUACUUUCCGGACAUCUUCCUGACCCAGUCAGAGCAGUACCGUUGGUAUCAAGUUCUGUACCAAGUUGGUGUAUUCAUCUCUCGUUCGUCGGUCAACAUAGUUCAGUUCAAGCACGUGUGGAUCAUGGCCGUGUUACAAUUCGUCAACGUGAUCUAUUUCACGUUCGAAGCCGUCUACCUCUUCACACCGACCAUCUGGAUCAUCUUCGUGCUGAUUCUGUGGGAGGGUCUCCUAGGUGGAGGAGGCUACGUCAACACCUUCUACCGGAUGCAGAUCGAAGUUCCGGAAGCUCGACGAGAGUACGCCAUGAUGAUUACCUCCAUUUCGGAUUCGGUUGGAAUUGCAUUGGCCGGAAUUGCGGCUAUUCCCUCACACAAUGCCAUCUGCGACCUACCGGUGCCAGUUCGGUUACAGUAACAGGAACAUUUAUCUUAUCCUCAACCUAGCAUUUUUUUUCUGUAUAUAGACCCAACUUUAUACAAACUGAUAAUUACGGUAUUCUGUAAGAGACAAAUUUUCACUGCGCUGUGAAAUAACAAUAAAACUUUAUGACCAACACAAUCUAAA